AUGCCACGCCGAAAAGCCGCUGACCGAGCAGGGCCGGUGAAGACCCGCUCUCGCGACGGAUGCAAGGAAUGCCGUGCCAGUCGUGUGCGAUGCGACACUAAGAAACCCCGUUGUACCCGCUGUUCUGAGAAAGGAUUACCCUGCACCACGACCCUCGUCCUGAAAUGGGAGUCCGAAUUCGCCAGCCGAGGUGUAGCCUUUGGCCGCGCCGGUGUCUGGAACAAACCUCGCCCUGAUGGUGCCUCCUCGAGCUCGAGCUCCGUCCCUUCGACACCUGCUACUUCGACCGCCGAGGACACAUACUGGUGCUCUUUGCCCACCAUUCAUCCGUGGGGGUUCGUCAAUAGCGGGGCACUCGCCUUCGAAACCCACGGCGAAGUCGAUGUCAAGUCGAACGAGCUACAGACACUGGUUCCGUUUAUCCAAGACAAUACCUCGCUAGGCCAAUUGCCUCUCCAUCUAUACUCGCUCGGUGAUCUGGGUGGACUUGCGGCGGCGCUCCAUCCGAACCCGAGAGCUGGCCCGUCUCUCUUCCCGGAUGUGACUCGGAUGGGCCAUGGUGACCUGAUGGACUAUUACCUCCAACAAGUCUGCCCCCGCACGACAGCUAGCUCGGCCGUCUCCUCGCCAUUUGCCUCCGUGAUUCUGCCUUUCAGCUUAUCUGCCUCGCCCACCCUCUUCAAAGCGAUCCAAGCCCUAGGAGCCUGCCAUCGGUCUCGUAGUGAUGCGUCGUAUGGUGCUUUGGGACUACGCCUGAAAUCAGAGACUCUGCGCGAUCUCCGAUAUCGUCUUUCAUCCGAGGGCCCCUCCAACUGCUGCAACGACCCCGAGAUAUUGGUCGUCAUGAUGCUACUCUGCCAAUACGAGAUCGUCGAUAAAUGUGAUCCACAUUGGACGAUCCACCUGAACGGUGCCAAAGAUCUGAUUCGCCUGAGGAGAGGACAAGCUACAGCUUCAUCAUCUCCGUCGGUGCGUGUCCCUGACCCAGCCACCGCCUUUGCGGAGCAUUUCUUCGCUUUCCAGGAUGUCAUGGGUCGAACGGCGUGUGCCAAGGAAGUCGCCUUUGGCAGUGACUACUGGAAAGCAGAUGAUCGGCACAUUGACAUGUGGAUGGGAUGUAGUCCGGAGUUGGUCUCCCUUCUCUGUGCUAUUACCGACAUGAGUCGAGCCCGACGCACUCUGGACUCUGAUUCCUCCCGCAAGAGCUUCGCACUCCGCGCAGCAUCGCUAGAAGGACAGCUCGAGCACCUCGUCCAGGAAAUCGAAGAGGGCGAUGAUGAUGUUCUCGUAUCCGGAGCUGAAGCCAAACGUCUCGCCGCGGUGCUUUACUUGCACUGCGCGUUGUACAGUGCCUGUCCCACUAGCCCGUUGGUCGCCCGUUAUGUCCGACAGAUUCUUCAGAUCGUGUCUGAUCUGUUAGAUCGAGGGUCCUUGACGAGCAUCACUUGGCCCGUCUUUGUCGCUGCGGUCGAGUUGGACCCAGCCCAGGAUGAGAUUUGGACGGACGAUAGCGGGAAACCGGUAUCUGGUCGAGCAAUUGUUCUGCGGGCGCUGGCUGCUAUGGCCGAGUCUACGAUUGCAAAUAUCGCACGCACUCGCGCCGUGAUUGUCCAGUUGUGGCAGACCCGAGACCAAGAUUUGGUUAAGGCACCACAGAUUGAGGGGAAUGACUGGGAGUGGUAUGUGGUACCGAUCAGUGAUGCCAUGAGCUUGGCUUGA
Molecule: messenger RNA, 1719 nt
Organism: Penicillium manginii
Lineage: Eukaryota; Fungi; Ascomycota; Eurotiomycetes; Eurotiales; Aspergillaceae
Product: Zn(II)2Cys6 transcription factor
Exons: 1
Coding region: 1-1719 (572 amino acids)
Biological process (GO): positive regulation of transcription by RNA polymerase II
Cellular component (GO): nucleus
Molecular function (GO): DNA-binding transcription factor activity, RNA polymerase II-specific; transcription cis-regulatory region binding; zinc ion binding
Source: RefSeq, a predicted model, not a curated record